UGGAAUUUAUUUAACAUGUAUAAGAAAAUUGCAUGGUUUAUUAACAUACAUAUAUUUGUCAUGCAAUCUUCCUGUUCGUGGCGUGGCGCCAAAUUAAAACAGCUGUUUAAUAAAGAUGCAUUUUAGAAUGCUGGAAGUUCAACUUAAAUUUCGAAGUAAACUUAAAUAUGAACAGUAAAAUUAAAAAAAUACGCCUUCCAGUAGAGCUGAAACAACUGCAGAAGAACAGUUCGGAACAUGGAAUCACUUGUGCUUUUGCAGAUUCGAAUGAUAACUCUUCGCAUUUAAUAGCAAAUAUACCGGGACCAAAAGGGUCUCCGUACGAAGAUGGAAUAUUUAAAGUGAGCAUUGUUUUGGGCAGCCAAUAUCCUUUCCAACCACCCACUUUCAAAUUCAUGUCGUCCAUCUAUCAUCCAAAUAUUGACAAUUCGGGCAAGAUUUGCUUGGAUUUAUUGCGUAUGCCACCUACUGGCUCAUACAAUCCUGCUAUUACACUAGAGUCAAUGCUGCUGUCAAUCCAGUUGCUUUUAUCCUCCCCUAAUCCAGACGAUCCUUUAAAUGGCGAAGCUGCCGACUUGUUCAAAACAAGUAGGGAACAAUUCAACAUAAAAGCACGCGAGUUAAUACCCAAAAAUUGUUUGAAUGCCGAAGAGUCAGAUAAGGAGACUGCGACCGACACAACACAGGAUGUCUCCAACAAGUGUGAUGAUACAGUAGUAGGACCAGCAUCAAAGCGAAAUAAACCCUGCUAAACCCGGCCUCGCAAUUGGGGGGAAAUUACAAAGCAAGCUGUUGAGGAAUAAAAUUAUAUUUUAAUAUCUUCAUUUCGCAAAGUUUUAUCUUCGUUAGAAUUAUUUUUAUUCAAUACAGUUCAGUUUAUUUCAAUUAAUAUUAUUCUGACAAUUAUUUAGUUAGCAAUUCUAGUUGUAAUGGGCGUGUUAAAAUGUUAAACUGCGAAUUUCAAUUAGACGCAAGAUGCGCUUGCUUGUGUUCUAUAAGUUGCUAUACGCCAUUUCUAAAACGUAAAAUUCUCAAAAAUAAA
Messenger RNA from Rhagoletis pomonella (apple maggot), 1042 nucleotides. Its product is annotated as ubiquitin-conjugating enzyme E2 2-like. The record is from RefSeq and is a predicted model, not a curated record. Lineage: Eukaryota; Metazoa; Arthropoda; Insecta; Diptera; Tephritidae. The transcript is spliced from 3 exons. The coding region runs from base 168 to 752 and encodes 194 amino acids.